AGUACGGCUAGGCCGGCGAGUGAGGAAGCUGUAUGACGGCUAUUUACUUCAGUGACUAUUCUUUGCUAGUGAUCGACAGCUAAUUUAUCUUUGAUUUUAGACCCUGCAGAUGUUAUGUCCAAAAUAUUUAGAAACUUGGCAGUCCCUAAUGGUGACAAGAACCCGGCGGUGUCUGACGGGGAGCUGAACGCGGCCCAGCGGGAUGGCCGGGGCAGCAGUCACAGCCUGAACUCGGGUUCGAGCCUGGCAGGGGGUGGCGGAACAAGCCAGAGCCUGGGCGCGGUGGCCAGCUGGGCCGUCAGUUUCGAGAGGCUGCUGGCGGAUCCCGUCGGCGUGCGCUACUUCACGGCUUUCCUGAAAUUAGAGGUCAGCGUGGAAAACAUCCAGUUCUGGCAGGCGUGCGAAAGGUUCCGGCAGAUUCCGGCCAGCCAGAAAGAGGAGCUGACGCGUGAUGCCUGGACCGUCUUCGGCACCUACCUCUCGAAGAGCGCCACCUACCCCAUCAACAUCGACGACACGGCCCGCGUUCAGGAAAAAGACUUGGAGUCCCCAACGCCGAACAUGUUUGACAAAGCUCAGCAACAGAUCUUCAAGCUGAUGAAGUUUGACAGCUACACGCGUUUCGUGCGAUCUCCGAUCUACCAGAACUGCAUGCUGGCCGAUAUGGAAGGCAGGCCUCUUCCAGAGCCCUGCCAGGCGGCCAAGAGCCCGGAGCCGAGAAGGAGCCAAGUGACGGACGGCCCUUCCUCCAGCGACAAGAGCAAAAAGAAGCUGAAGCUGGUACCCUUCGGUAUGGAGGUUGCUGUGGAAAGGAGGAGAGGAACCCCUGGGAAGAAGGCGGAGGAGAAACGAUGGGACAAGAGAGGAUCAUGGGGAGCAGCAGAGAUCGGAGAUAAUUACCUCUGUGUGGGUCCGGAGCGGCAGAGUCUGGCCAGGUCAUCCAGCGGCGUGCAGUGGACCGCUCCUUCCAGCAAAUCAGACAUGCAGCCGUCCAGUCUGGGUCACCCCGAGCGUGUGGCGUUGGGGAUGACGGAGAAGUACUGCUGUGUGUACUUCCCCGAUGGGACGGCGUCACUGGUGGCCACGCGGCCCGGCGUCUCCAUACGGGACAUGCUGGCCGUGCCGUGUAAGAAGAGGGGAAUCCCCUUCAGUGAUGUCACCGCCUACCUCCAGAGUAACGACAAGGAGCCACUCUCCAUGGACCUGGACAGCUACGUCCUGAAAGAGCAGGAGGUCUGGCUGGAGCUGCAGGUGACGUUUCUGGUGGAGGUUGCGUUUUCCAGGAAGAUCGAGAAGGUCACGCAGAAAAGCAGCAAGACCCUGGGUGAGGCACUGCUCCGCGUGAUGCAGGAGCACGGCGUACAGCCGGAGGAGGCCGUGGUUACCAUGACUGGGGGUAAAGACCCUUUGGACACAACCAUGAAUAUAACGUCUCUGGCCAACAAGAAGCUACAGCUACACAAAGUAAAAACCAAGAGUGAAAACAGCAGCUUGGGUGUCAGUGAUCAGCCUGCCCUCCACCAGAGGCAGCCAGCGACAGGCCAGACCCUAUCUGCCGAUAAACUGAGACCCAACUCAAGGCGCAGGAACGCGGCUGUAAGGAGGACCUAUGACAUGGAUGGUCUGAUGGAGCUGCUGAACAGGGCACAGUGGUGCAGCGCUGACGACCAGCGAGGGCUACUGUGCAAAGAUCACUUGGAACUCCCAGAGUUCCUGCAGCUCCCCCUGGUGGAGUGUGAGGAGGAAGGGCAGGAGGAGAUAGAUGCCUUACAAGACGACUUCUCCCUCCCCACCUCGCCAACAGAGAGAGUCCCCAGACGGACGCGAUCCACCUCCUCGGAUCCCGGAAGCCUGUUUAUUCACUCAGAUUCGGCGAGGGAAACGAUUGUCUGAAGACUCAGCGCCCGUCACAUGGAUUGGGGUGCCUUUCCUGAAGUCUCCUUGCGCUUUCCUCACCAUGUCCUUCAGGAGAUGUUCUGGAGAUGCCUUGUUUCACCUAAGUUCUUCAAUAUCUGUGGAGGGGUAUCGCUCUCCAACUUCAAAGAACGGGAGGCUUUAUUAUACAAAUAGCAUGAACAUGUCAUUGAGAACCUUUCAUGUGUUAAUCUUCAGAUUAAACGGCUGUUGAAAAAAUGUUAGCACUUUUGAAGUUGACUGUUUCCGACUUGUACUGAUAUACAGAAAGUUUACUUUGUGCACUUUCAGAACUCACUAUGUACCCAGAAGUAUUCUUGGAUGUUGUAGAAGCCAAUACUAUAAAUAAAUGGCAAUAAUGUAAUUACUGGCCAAUCAUGUAAAACAUUUUAAGAACCAAUAACAAAGCUUUUUGCUGAUAAUGUAAUAAGUUAUUGCAAAUAAAUUUGUCCUCUGUAGAGGGGGUGGUGGUGGUGGAAUUAAGAAAAAUAAUAGUAAUAAGUUAUUAUAUUGUUAACCAGUUAUUACAUAAUUUAAUUUAUUUUAUGUUGAUGUUACGUUAUUGGCAUGCUAUUACGUUAUUGCUAUGUUAUGUUAUUGGCUGCUACAAACUUAGUAUUUCAACUCGCUAGCUGUGGAAUCUACGUACUGUGCUGAAAUCAUUUUUGGAUUUAACAAUAAUGACAUUGUGUGACUUAAGUGUAGAAGAUGUACCUCUAAAAUACUUACUUUCCCACAAAGGAAAGCAGCAACACACUGUUUUAGUGUCAUUUGGAGCAAUGUUUGCGAUUAGAUAUUCCCUCUGCACUGUUUAAAACAAAUGCAUUAUGAGUAACAUUACAUCCCCAGCACAGUAUAAGUAUGAAAUAAUUGUUUGGGGACCGCAUAAUCUUGAAAAGGAAGGAUCCAGCUUCCCAAAGCUUUGUUAGUCAGAAAGACAUUAACCCAUGACAAAUCAGCAGAUGAUGUGUAAACCUGUGAUUGUUAAUUUAAUCUCUGUAAAAUAUUUCAUGCUCAGUGCCUGUAUAAGCUUAAUAAACUUUCAGAAUUCUUCA
Molecule: messenger RNA, 2969 nt
Organism: Paramormyrops kingsleyae
Lineage: Eukaryota; Metazoa; Chordata; Actinopteri; Osteoglossiformes; Mormyridae
Gene: rgs14b
Product: regulator of G protein signaling 14b
Biological process (GO): cell division; spindle organization; regulation of G protein-coupled receptor signaling pathway
Cellular component (GO): cytoplasm; plasma membrane; nucleus
Molecular function (GO): GTPase activator activity
Source: RefSeq, a predicted model, not a curated record